Molecule: messenger RNA, 1855 nt
Organism: Ictidomys tridecemlineatus (thirteen-lined ground squirrel)
Lineage: Eukaryota; Metazoa; Chordata; Mammalia; Rodentia; Sciuridae
Source: RefSeq, a predicted model, not a curated record
CCCGGAAAUGGGUGUUGAGAGGACUGGAGGAGGUGGGGGAGAGCCGAGAGAGAGUUGAGGACUUACCCUUUGCUGCCCCUCGGAGCUAGGCUGUGCGGGGGAGUGAGUGAGGAGAGACUGGGGUCCACAUUAAAGGGGAGUCCCGGGCGGGAACCCAACCAGAGCGAUCCAGAGGGAACUGUGAGGUGGCGCCGGCAUCCAGGUCUCCCUGUGGGUCCCGCUCUGGUAGAAUUGGUGUCUGUUAAACAUGGCACUCGCUCUUUCUCUUGCGAGGACUGAGCUUGUCAGCAGCAAACAGUAUGUUGCUGUUGUGACUUGAGGGUCGUCUUGCCCCCGCGCACCUCCUCUGCCUUGUAGCACCUCUACCGUCGUCCCAGCAUCUCACUUGCAAUGAAAUCAAAUGAUCAGGGACCAGCAUUUGCCCUUGGUCUCUUUUACCACAGCGGGGAUGGACACAAGCAGAAGAUAUGAAAAUAAGGCUGGCAGCUUCAUCACCGGAAUUGAUGUUACCUCCAAGGAAGCCAUUGAAAAAAAAGAACAGCGAGCUAAGCGCUUUCAUUUCCGAUCAGAAGUAAAUCUUGCCCAAAGAAAUGUAGCCUUGGACCGAGACAUGAUGAAAAAAGCAAUUCCCAAAGUGAGACUAGAGACAAUCUACAUUUGUGGAGUAGAUGAAAUGAGUACCCAGGAUAUCUUUUCCUAUUUUAAAGAAUAUCCUCCAGCACACAUUGAAUGGUUGGAUGAUACCUCCUGUAAUGUGGUUUGGCUGGAUGAAAUGACAGCUACACGAGCCCUUAUCAAUAUGAGCUCUCUGCCAGCCCAGGAUAAGAUCAGAAGCAGGGAUGCCAGUGAAGACAAGUCAUCUGAGAAAAGUAAAAAAGACAAGCAUGAAGACAGUUCAGAUGAUGACGAGGCUGAAGAAGGAGAAGUUGAAGAUGAGAACUCAAGUGAUGUAGAGUUGGACACAUUGUCUCAGGUAGAAGAAGAGUCUCUGUUAAGAAAUGAUCUUCGUCCAGCUAACAAACUUGCUAAAGGAAAUAGGUUAUUCAUGAGAUUUGCUACAAAAGAUGACAAAAAGGAACUUGGAGCAGCCAGAAGAAGUCAGUAUUACAUGAAAUAUGGGAAUCCAAAUUACGGAGGCAUGAAAGGAAUUCUUAGCAAUUCUUGGAAGCGAAGAUAUCAUUCCCGUCGCAUUCAGCGGGAUGUGAUCAAGAAGAGAGCCCUGAUUGGGGAUGAUGUUGGCUUGACGUCAUAUAAACACCGACAUUCCGGUAGUUGCCUGCUCAGCUCUUGGGAAACAUUAGUGAAUGUUCCUGAGGAACCUAUUGAGGAGGAGGAAGAGGAGGAAGAGGAGGAGGAGGAAGACCAGGACAUGGAUGCAGAUGACAGGGUGGUGGUAGAGUACCAUGAGGAGCUUCCAGCUCUUAAGCAGACCCGGGAGCGGAGUGUGUCUAGGCGGUCCAGUGCCAGCAGCUCAGACUCAGAUGAAAUGGACUAUGAUCUAGAACUGAAAAUGAUUUCCACUCCUUCACCAAAGAAAAGCAUGAAAAUGACUAUGUAUGCCGACGAAGUAGAAUCUCAACUGAAAAAUAUUAGGAACUCCAUGAGGGCAGAUAGUAUACCCACGAGCAAUAUAAAAAACAGAAUUGGUAACAAAUUGCCACCUGAGAAAUUUGCAGAUGUCCGACACCUGUUAGAUGAAAAACGCCAGCACUCCCGUCCACGGCCACCAGUCAGCAGUACUAAAUCAGAUAUACGACAGCGGUUAGGAAAAAGACCAUAUUCUCCAGAAAAGGCUUUUAGUAGUAACCCAGUGGUUCGGAGAGAGCCCUCUUCAGAUAAAGAUGAGCUCAUAUAA